This is a messenger RNA of Umbelopsis ramanniana AG, 1733 nucleotides long. RefSeq lists its product as uncharacterized. The transcript is spliced from 10 exons. Gene Ontology annotation, cellular component: membrane-bounded organelle; cytoplasm. Gene Ontology annotation, molecular function: N-acylphosphatidylethanolamine-specific phospholipase D activity. NCBI's taxonomy places the organism in Eukaryota, Fungi, Mucoromycota, Umbelopsidomycetes, Umbelopsidales, Umbelopsidaceae. The record is from RefSeq and is a predicted model, not a curated record. Gene Ontology annotation, biological process: N-acylethanolamine metabolic process; N-acylphosphatidylethanolamine metabolic process. Bases 109 to 1578 code for a protein of 489 amino acids.
AGGAAGCGGCAAAUCGCUGGACAGACAACAUUUUUACAAUUCAGUCUCAUUGUGUUGACAAGUUCGGUAUUGAGAAAUCAGAAUUCAAUCGAAACUUUGGUAUUAGUGAUGAAUUUGAUAAUAUUCAAUGAGCCAAUAAAAAGAAAGUACUGGACCACCCAGCAGACGAAACAAAAAAAAUUGACAGCGUCAAUGGUCACAUUUUUUUUUUUUCCAGUCAUUUUGGGGCCUGUCCAACAAGCAGACACAGGGCAGUGGUUGUUUGUUCGCUCUUUUUACCUCAUGCCUCAGUUCGCAGCCCAGAGACGUUCAAUAUUCACAAACUUCCCUAUACCCUUUGAACAUCCCUAUACCGUUCCCGUUCUCAUUGCCGCAUUAUCCACCUCUUCUCUAAUUUAUUAUUAUCUGUCUGCAUCCCAUGACGCCGAACUUCGUAAUGCUCAAAGACGAAGGGAUUUGCAAAAACGCAAAUCUAUGAAGAGACCGGAAGACAGAUUCGCUUCAAUGAAGCACAAUGGUCACUAUGUAAAUCCGUUUGAAGAAUGGCAAGACGUCACUGUGUAUGAAACUAUAGUACAUUGGAUUGCCCGUUUGAAAGGAAACGGUAUUCCGUAUGAUCGAAAGAAAUUGGAAGAAGCACUACCUGUCAAGACUCCAGAUCUGGAACUCAUAAAGGCGGCAAAUGCAAAGGACAGUAGCCGUCAGAUGACGGAAUCUUGGGUGGAAGUGGAAAAAGAUAGCAGCUCCACUUCUCAGAGAAAAACGACAAUCACUUGGUUCGGGCAAUCGACAUGUAUUGUCACUUUGGACGGAUUGACCAUCCUUACGGAUCCAGUUUUCAGCGCAAGGUCUGUUAACGACUAUGUUGGACCAAAGCGUUUGAGAACUGUGCCAGGUAGCAUCAAAGACUACAAAGGCAUCAUCGACAUUGUACUGGUUUCCCACGAUCAUUUUGAUCAUCUUGACGAACAAGUUGUACGUGAACUCAAUAAUACGGUCACCUGGUAUAUCCCUCUAGGCUUACGAGAUUGGUUUGUGAGAAGAGGUGUUUUAAAUGUCAUUGAACUGGAUUGGUGGCAAGAAAUCCAUCACAAAGAACGACCAGAUGUCGUAAUUGCUGCUGUUCCAGCCAUGCAUUGGAGCGGAUCGAGAAUUCCAUUCGACAAAAACACAUCUCUUUGGUCCAGUUUUGUCGUCAAGUCACCAAAUGGGUCCUUUUUCUUCUGUGGUGAUACCGGUUAUUCGGAUGAAUUGUUUUCAGUCAUUGGGAAAUUGUAUGCUCCAUUCAGCCUAGCAGCAUUCCCUAUCGGUAGUUACGAACCACGAAGAUUGAUGAAGCAUGUUCAUAUGGGACCCGACGAAGCUGUCAAAGCUCAUAACGAUCUAGGUCGGCCAACUCUUUCCGUCGGCAUCCACUGGGGAACCUUCAUGAUGUCAGAUGAGCAUUAUUUGGAUCCCCCAAAGAAGCUGAAAGAAGCAUGGCUUGAAAGUGAGGCUAACCAUCAGCCUGUAGAUGCCAAUAGAAAAAGCCAGUUUAUUACCACUGCUUUUGGCGAAACCGUACUUGUAGAAAAUUAAUCUGAAUUCAAAAUUGAUGGCCAGGAAGACAUUCGGUAUAACAAGAGCCUCUUUAAGCCCUCCCAUGCCUUUUGCUUUUUGAAGAAGAAAAAUUGUAGCAACGGUAGACAAACCCAAGGGGAAAAAAAAGAAAAUUACAAAAAAAGCUGUGAGGU